This is a messenger RNA of Oikopleura dioica, 4611 nucleotides long. The record is from the annotation of a GenBank genome assembly. NCBI's taxonomy places the organism in Eukaryota, Metazoa, Chordata, Appendicularia, Copelata, Oikopleuridae.
AUGGCGUUAUACGAUCCCGAGGCUGCGGGAAACGCCGCCCAGUACCUCCGACUCAAGCCCGAGGAACUUCUCGAGAUCCGUAAUGCUCCUUUUAUCGGCCGAGAUGCCGUCUGGGUUCCUAACAAAGAGCUUGGAUAUGUCAAAGGUGUCGUCCAAGGCCCUGGUGAUAAACCCGGAACGAAAAAGGUGCAGUAUGGAAAGGAAAACAAGGUGAAGGACUUUCCUGAAGAGCAAGUCGAGCCGCAAAAUCCGCCAAAGUAUGAGCUCCUCGAAGAUAUGGCUAACAUGACUUAUCUCUCCGAGGCUACUGUCAUCAACAACCUGAACACUCGAUAUGAGAGAUUCAUGAUUUACACCUACUCAGGUUUGUUCUGUGUCACCGUCAAUCCGUACAAAUGGCUUCCCGUCUACGACAAUCAUGUGGUCGGCUGCUACAAGGGCAAGCGACGAGAUGAGAUGCCCCCUCAUGUCUUCUCUGUCUCCGACAACGCUUACAACAACAUGAUCAUGAAUCGCCACAACCAAUCGAUGCUCAUCACAGGCGAGUCUGGAGCCGGCAAAACCGUCAACACCAAACGAGUCAUCCAGUACUUCGCGAUCGUCGCCGCCCUUGGCGCUGACAAAGACGCACCUUCUGAUUCCGGAAAGAAGGGAACUCUAGAAGAUCAGAUCGUCGCCGCCAAUCCUGCGAUGGAAGCCUUCGAUGCCAUGGACCAGAAAAAAGCCGGAAAAGGUGGAAAACGGCAGAAAGGUGGUUCGUUCCAGACUGUUUCUGCUCUUCAUCGAGAAUCUCUCAACCGGCUGAUUACAAAUUUGAAAUCGACUGAGCCUCACUUUGUACGCUGCAUCAUCCCGAACGAGAUCAAAAAGCCUGGCUACAUGGAUAACAACUUGGUCCUCCAUCAGCUGCGAUGUAACGGUGUGUUGGAAGGCAUUCGAAUCUGUCGAAAGGGCUUUCCUUCGCGAGUUGUCUACAAUGAGUUUCUUCAGCGAUACAAGAUUCUCAACCCAAGCGUGGUUACUGAGGAUGAGCUUGAUUCCAAGAAAAUUUCUUCAAAGCUGAUGAAAGACUUACCGAUUUCCGUCGACAACUACAAGUUCGGCCACACCAAACUCUUCUUCAAAGCUGGUAUCAUCGGUCAGUUGGAAGACUUGCGAGACGAUCGAGUUGCUGCCAUCCUUACAUCGAUUCAAACCGAGAUGCGAUACAGACUGGCGCUCAAGACCUACCAGAAAAUGGUGGAACGACGCGAUGCGUUGGAUACAAUCCAGUCGAACAUUCGCGCGUUCAUGUAUCUCAAAGACUGGGAGUGGAUGAAGAUCAUCUUCAAGAUCAAACCACUCAUUUCUCAGGCCGAGGAUCAAAAAGCCCUCCAAAACCUCGAAAAAGAAUUCGACGAGGUCAAGGCAAAGCUCGAAAAAGAAAAGAAGCGACGAGUCGAGCUCGAAGAACUUGAAAUCAAAGUUCGCCAAGAGAAAAAUGACCUGGAAGAUCGACUCAAGGGGCAAAAUGAACUUUUGAACGAAGCCGAAGAGCGAUGCGAAGCGCUAAUCGAGCAAAAGAUUGAGAUCGAUGGCCGUCUUCGGGAACUGCAGGAGCGACUUGAGGAUGAAGAAGAAAUGAACAAUGAAAUGGUCGCGAAAAAGCGAAAACUCGAAGAUGAGACUUCCGAGUUGAAAAAAGACAUUGAUGAAAUCGAAGUCGCCCUGGCAAAGAUCGAGAAAGAAAAACAUGCGACCGAGAAUAAACUGAAAAAUCUCCAGGAAGAACAGCAACUUCUUGAUGAAAAAAUUCUCGGUUAUCAAAAAGAGAUCAAGGGUAUUUCAGAAGCGGCAAAGGCAGCCUUGGCAGACUUGCAAGUUGAGGAAGAGAAAGUCACUUCUAUGACGAGAAUGAAAGCGAAGCUCGAGGCCCAAGUCGACGAUCUAGAAAUCACACUCGAUAACGAGAAGAAGACGCGUCAAGACAUGGAGCGAGCAAAGAGAAAGCUCGAAGGUGACAUUCGAUUGGCUCAAGAAAACAUCAUGGAUCUAGAAACCGACAAGCAAGGUCACGAGGAAGCGCUCAAAAAGGCCGAAUUCGACAUCAGCCAGAACAACAUGAAAUUCGAAGACGAGCAAAACAACUCAUCAAGCUUGCAGAAGAAAAUCAAAGAGCUCCAAGGGCGCGUUGAGGAAAUCGAAGAAGAGCUAGAAUCCGAGCGAAAUGGGCGAGCACGCUCUGAGAAAACCAAGAACGAUCUGUCUCGCGAACUUGAGGAGCUUUCUGAAAGACUCGAAGAAGCUGGCGGAGCGACUCAAGCACAAGCGGAGCUCAACAAGCGCCGCGACGCAGAAGUCAUCAAGGCCCGAAGAGCCAUUGAAGAGCAAAACCUGGGCCACGAAACGGCGAUGAAUCUGCUGCGAAAGAAACAGGGCGAUCAGAGCGUAUCACUCAAUGAAACUGCCGAGGGUCUUGUCCGAACAAAACAAAAGCUUGAAAAGGAAAAGUCUGAAAUGCGAACGGAAAUUGAUGACAUGCAAAGCAAUGUCGAGCAGUUGACCAAGUCCAAGUUAAACUUUGAGAGGCAGAUUCGAUCCUACGAGGAAAACAAGAGUGACGUCGGUACAAAGUACGAAGCCAACAAGCGAAUCUUGUCCGAACUCGCCAUUGAGAAAACCAAGCGAGACAAGGAGGUUGCUGAUUUGAAGCGGCGAAUUGAAGAACUCGACGCGAACAACAGCCAGAUUCUCCGAUCCAAGUCUAACAGCCAACAGCAACUUGAUGAUCUCAAGCGAAAUUUGGACGAAGAGCAAAAGGCGAAGGCCGCUCUUGCCCAAGAGCUUGCCAACCAGAAGAGAGAUAAUGACAUGCUCCGAGAACAGAUCGAAGACGAGCAAGAAGGAAAAUCUGAAGUUGGCCGAACUCUUGGAAAAUCCAACAACGAAGUCAAUGUCUGGCGAAACAAGUACGAGGUUGACGCGAUUCAGCGAACGGAAGAACUGGAAGAGGCGAAGAAAAAACUCGUUGGAAAGGUUCAAACUUCUGAGGAACAUUUGGAAACGAUCCAGGCGAAGGCCGCUUCUCUCGAAAAGACAAAGAUCCGACUUUUGGGAGAGGUAGAAGACCUGACUGCUGAAUUAGAGCGAGCUCAGGCGCACGCGGCUAAUUUGGACAAAAAGCAACGUAACUUUGAUAAACUUCUCGCCGAACACAAGUGCAAGAUUGAAGAGCUUACUGUGGACCUAGCUGCUGCGCAAAAAGAACUGCGAGAAAACGACGGUGAAUUAUUCACGCUGAAGAACGCCACCGACGAGGCACUUGAUCAACUUGAAUCUGCUCGACGAGAGAAAAAGAUUCUCGAGGAAGAAGUCGCCGACGCUCAAGAUCAACUCCACGAAGCUCAAAAGGUCAUUCACGAGCUUGAAAAGUCCAAACGAGCCAGCGACUCUCGUCGAACAACUCUCCAGACUCAAAUUGAAGAGUGCGAGGCUCAAAUUGAAGCGGAAGAAAACAAAGUUAUCCGGCUGCAAGUAGAACUCAACCAGCGCAAACAAGAACUCGAUCGAAAAUGUGCCGAAAAAGACGAAGAAGCUGACAAUGUACGCCGCAAUGGUCAAAGAACCAUCGAAACUCUUCAGGCGCAGCUUGAUUCUGAGAUCAAAGCUCGAGGCGAAGCCGUUCGCCAGCGAAAGAAAAUGGAAACUGACUACUCCGAUCUGGAAAUUCAGCAGAAAAAUGCCGCGCGACAAGCCGACGAGGCUCAUCGAAACAUCAAAACACUCCAGCAAGACCUCAAAGAAAAACUCAACAAGCUUGAUGAUGUCUCCCGAGCGCAAGAAGAUCUGACUGAAAACUUGGCCGUCAGCGAGCGGCGCAUCCAGCUUCAAUCUGCCGAGAUCGACGAGUUGAGAGCCGUGGUUGAGCAAGCUGAGCGAACUCGAAAACAAGCGGAGUCUGAACUUCUUGAGACCAGCGAGCGAGCUUCCAUGCUUCACGUUCAAAACACCGCCCUUAUCAACCAGAAAAAGAAGGUCGAGCAGAGUCUUGACGUCUUGCGAACUGAGGCUGAGGAAACUAUGACCGCUGCAAUCGAAACUGAGGAUAAGGCGAAGCAGGCGCUAACCGAGGCAGCUAUCAUGGCCGAAGAACUCCGAAAAGAACAAGAUCAGGUCAACCAUCUCCAUCGAAUGAAAAAGAACAUGGAAACACAAGUCAAGGAGCUGCAGCACCGACUUGAUGAAGCUGAGCAGGUUAUGCUCAAGGGCGGAAAACGACUGGUCAAGAAGAUGGAAAGCAAGGUCUCCGAACUUGAGUCGGAGCUUGAAACCGAAACAAAGAAAAACGCCGAGGUUAUCAAAGCCCAGCGCAAGAUCGACCGACGACUCAAAGAAGUAAUUUACCAAGCUGAAGAAGACAAAAAGUCCGUCAACCGACUCCAGGAUCUCGUCGACAAGCUCACUGCUAAGUCCAAGAACUACAAGGUCCAAGCCGAAGAAGCCGAAGAAAAUGCCUCGAUCAACCUCGGACGAUACCGAAAGAUCCAGCACGAGGUUGAUGAAGCUCGAGAGCGAGCCGAGAUUGCUGAGAAUAAUCUCAACAAGAUUCGACUUCAGCACACUUCUAAAUAA